Molecule: messenger RNA, 2891 nt
Organism: Anoplopoma fimbria (sablefish)
Lineage: Eukaryota; Metazoa; Chordata; Actinopteri; Perciformes; Anoplopomatidae
Gene: igf1
Product: insulin-like growth factor 1
Exons: 5
Coding region: 268-828 (186 amino acids)
Cellular component (GO): extracellular region
Molecular function (GO): growth factor activity; hormone activity
Source: RefSeq, a predicted model, not a curated record
UAACUUAGGACGAGUAGGAGGCAAAUGCUGCCCCAGCUGUUUCCUGUUGAAAAUGUCUGUGUAAUGUAGAUAAAUGUGAGGGAUUUUCUCUCUAAAUCCGUCUCCUGUUCGCUAAAUCUCACUUCUCCAAAACGAGCCUGCGCAAUGGAACAAAGUCGGAAUAUUGAGAUGUGACAUUGCCCGCAUCUCAUCCUCUUUCUCCCCGUUUUUUAAUGACUUCAAACAAGUUCCUUUUCGCCGGGCUUUGUCUUGCGGAGACCCGUGGGGAUGUCUAGCGCUCUUUCCUUUCAGUGGCAUUUAUGUAAUGUCUUCAAGAGUGCGAUGUGCUGUAUCUCCUGUAGCCACACCCUCUCACUACUGCUGUGCGUCCUCACCCUGACUCCGACGGCAACAGGGGCGGGUCCAGAGACCCUGUGCGGGGCGGAGCUGGUCGACACUCUGCAGUUUGUGUGUGGAGAGAGAGGCUUUUAUUUCAGUAAACCAACAGGCUAUGGCCCCAACGCACGGCGGUCACAUGGCAUCGUGGACGAGUGCUGCUUCCAAAUCUGUGAGCUGUGGCGCCUGGAGAUGUACUGUGCGCCUGCCAAGACUAGCAAGGCUGCUCGCUCUGUGCGUGCACAGCGCCACACAGACAUGCCGAGAGCACCCAAGGUUAGUACCGCAGGGCACAAGGUGGACAGGAGCACAGAGCGUAGGACAACACAGCAGCAAGACAAGACAAAAAACAAGAAGAGACCAUUACCUGGACAUAGUCAUUCAUCCUUCAAGGACGUGCAUCCGAAAAACUCAAGUCGAGGCAACACGGGGGGCAGAAAUUACCGAAUGUAGAGAAGGAGCGAAUGGACAAAUGCCCAGCGACUUGGGAAGAGAGAAGGGAGAGACCUUACCUGGUACCCCUGUGGAAUGGUUCACUGUAAAACAAAACAAAGAGGAUGCUAACAAAGGUUCGAAAAGCUCUUCAAAAUGAUUGAAACCUAAGAGCUAAGUUGUGUUUUAAGGGGUUUGAUGAGGGAUCUUGUGAUUAUUUUAUACACUGCACCAUUCCAUAUCGGGAGGAAUUCUUUGUUAAUGCAAUGUAACAGACUAGUUUAGCUGCUGAGACACGAAACAAGAGCUUAUUAUACCUCCAUGUGUGAGCUGCAGCAUCCCCUGGCUCCAGGAAAGGGCGGGAAGCGCAUCCGGGCUUCAGCCAAUCAGAGAGCGGCAGGCUGUGUUUGAGAAUGAGUGGUCCAUCCUGUCCCCUGAACUUUGCGGGGGGUAAAUCUUUUUACUCUGAGAGAGUGGAUUCAUUCACUCCUUUGGUAAGACAGGAUACUUUGUCAGCGGUCCCAUAUACAACAGUUACUACUACCCAAGUUAAAAUCUUAUCAUCUGAUAUUUAGUUUGUUUUAUGCAACAUGCAUUACCCAGGAUAUUUGUAAUAAGUGUAAAAAAGGUUUUCUUUAAAGGACAAAGACCAGGUUGUUCAUUAUCAGACUUUAAACAUUGUUUUAGUUAUUUUACCUUGAGCUUAAGUCAAAUCCCUACGUUUCAUUGACUCCCCAAGUCAAACCCCUGUUAAACCUCAGGAAGUGUUGAGAACCUAGGGAUUGAAACUACGAUCCAAACACUUCUACAACAGAUCAAGCACCAUUAGAUGGGAUUGUAAGGAAGGUGGGAAGUAUACAGUUCAUGGUGCUUGUUUGGUUGUCAGGAAUGGGUCAUUCAGUAGAUUCAAAGUACAUUUGGCAUAAGCCAGUGGAAUAAAUCAAACAGCAACAAUCAGGCACAAUGCUGUGGCCAAAUCUGAUUUUUGUCAACAAGCCAGUCACCAGUGAUCAACCUUUGAUUCUGAGUAGAGGCCUUCGUUCAAGGUUAAGCGCAAGUCAUGAAAGUUUAGUCACUGCAAGUCAACAAGCGCUCUAAAAAGAGUCAAAUAUUCUUCCUGUUCUCUUAAAGAAUUGACAAUAUGUUUCCAAAGUUUGAAACAAAGGAGAGGCUGUUACAAUUGCCACAUAUUGCCAUUUGAUUGAUCGAUUCCGUCCUGUUAUAUUCUGUUAGUUUAGGCAGGCUGAUGACUUUGCUACGUCAGUUGGUCGCUUGGAUUGCAUUACGUGGCAUCAUGGAGACAGUACAACUAAACUCCACCGCAUCUGUUGCAAAGUCCAACGACGAAACGUGCAGAUUAGAAAAGAUUUGUUAAAUAUUGCAAGCCUAAAUGACAAGUCUUCCUGGAGAUAUGAGACACGGCACACAUAUAACAGAACACAAACACACAUACAAAGCACCCACAGUGUAAAUGACAGUUGUGUAACCGUGAGCAAAGGUCAAGCGCACACAAACACGAUUCAUGAAAAGACAGUUCUGAGAAGUCCUUGCAUGAGGACUGACAGUCACGGCUGUUUGUUCAAGCCUCCAUGCGGAUUUACGGUCAUUUUAUCGCACAAACCACCCCAAGACAUCUCAUCUCUGCCUCCUCUGCCUGUGUAUAAUCAAACAGUACUCCCAUUUAUGUUAACCUAUGCAUUACUAUCAUUCAUUGUACAUGAUGGUUCAUAUAACAAAACUGUAUUAAGAAUCCUAUCCACUGUAUAAUGGUGCUAUUUUGUAGUUUGUUACUUGCAAGAGAUGGCUAAAACAGACAGAUGGCAGGGCUUACAUUGGAGGUCUUCCCUUUUGCACAGCCUUGUGGCCACCAUUUUAAUAGUGUUUUUAUUUGUAAGCUGUUUCAAUAAGGUAGUAGUGUAAGCGAGUAAAUGUAUCUGUGUGAAAUCUGUGAAUGCAUGGAGAUUAAAGAAAAAAAAGAAGAUAAUACCAUGUUGUGGUCCCAAGAAGGCAAAAAAAAAAAUUUUCUACUGUUUUUGAAUUAUUUUUCUCAAUAUAGAUCCCUUCUGCCAAAUAACUUGACAAAA